Molecule: messenger RNA, 968 nt
Organism: Syzygium oleosum
Lineage: Eukaryota; Viridiplantae; Streptophyta; Magnoliopsida; Myrtales; Myrtaceae
Product: probable WRKY transcription factor 56
Exons: 2
Coding region: 78-719 (213 amino acids)
Biological process (GO): regulation of DNA-templated transcription
Molecular function (GO): sequence-specific DNA binding; DNA-binding transcription factor activity
Source: RefSeq, a predicted model, not a curated record
CCUUUAAAAGUAUCUCCCCACACAAGCAUUCAAAGCUUCCCCCCUCUGUCAAACAUUCUACAUCGUGGAGCCCUUCAAUGGACAGCCAAGAUGGCACUCCACCACCGCCUCCGGUAUUGCCGCCACCUCCUGCCAGUCCCUACCUCUUUGCGUUGCCGACACCAUCGUCGCUCCUGUCCUCCUCGUUGUCGCACCCACUAAUAGACACCUCGGCCUCAGCUCAAGCGUUGGCUCUUCCUUCAUCUUCGUCUUCUUCGGAUAUCGAUUGGGUUGGCCUCUUAUCCGGCCAGCUCAGUGGGCUUCACGAGAAUAAGUCGAUGACGUCGAUGGAAAACGCGCUGAUGACUACGAUGUUGCCUGGACAUGGAGGAGUAGAAGACAGGAGCGAAGGGCAGGUUAAGAAGAAAGUGAUGAAUAGGACAAGGAGGCCAGCGCGGCCUAGGAUUGCGUUCCAAACAAGGAGCGCGGAUGAUAUUCUGGACGACGGGUAUCGCUGGAGGAAGUAUGGACAGAAAGCCGUCAAGAACAGUGUUCAUCCCAGGAGCUAUUAUCGGUGCACGCAUCACACAUGCAAUGUGAAGAAGCAGGUCCAGAGGCUAGCCAAGGACACGAGCAUCGUGGUCACGACGUACGAAGGCAUCCAUAACCAUCCCUGUGAAAAGCUAAUGGAAACCCUAACUCCUCUCCUCAAGCAAAUGCAGUUCCUGGCCAGAUUCUAGCUUAGCCAUCAAACUUGAAGAUCACCUAACUAUGUCGAAAACUUAAAGCACUUUGGUAUCAUCCGAUAGAUUAUUCUUCUUGGGGUUCUAUAGUGUAUAGAACUAACCAAAUCCCUAUACAAAUACUGGCGUAUGUCAAUGGCAAACUUCCUGUACAUGGACAGCUCAACGAUAGCAUCGCUAUACGUACAUUGCAUUUCUUCUGCAAGAGAUUGCAUUUGUUUCAAUGAAUGUGCUACGUUAUACAUA